UUACACAUCUUUUCAGCUCUCUCUCACGUACAUCAAUACCCAACCUACCAUCCUUUCGACGCCAUGCCGAGAGACCGUGACCCUUUGGUCGUCGGGAGAGUCAUCGGCGACGUUAUCGACUCGUUCACGAGGUCCAUUUCGAUUAGGGCUACUUACAACAAUAGGGAAAUUAGCAAUGGGUGUGAGCUCAAACCCUCUCAAGUUGUCAACCAGCCAAGAGUUGAGAUUGGUGGCACUGACCUUCGCACCUUCUUCACUUUGGUUAUGGUGGAUCCUGAUGCUCCUAGCCCUAGUGACCCUAAUCUAAGGGAAUACUUGCAUUGGUUGGUGACUGAUAUCCCCGCUACAACUGGAGCGACCUUUGGUCAAGAGAUCGUGUGCUAUGAGAGCCCAAGGCCAACGGUGGGUAUCCAUCGUCUGGUGCUGGUGUUGUUUCGACAGCUUGGAAGGCAAACGGUGUACGCUCCUGGGUGGCGCCAGAACUUCAACACAAGAGACUUUGCAGAGCUUUACAAUCUAGGCUUGCCGGUGGCAGCCGUUUAUUUCAAUUGCCAAAGGGAAAGUGGGUCUGGUGGAAGGAGAAGAAGCCAAGAUGAUUUCUAAGUCCCCACUUCACAUUAAUUAGAUUAAUAUUAUAGCCCCUAUCAUCUAUUAAUCCUACCUUGCUUUUAGAUUAACCUUUAUUUUGGAUCAUAAAUAAGCCCAAAUGCAUACCUAAAUAUUGCUCUUA
Cucurbita pepo subsp. pepo (vegetable marrow) is the source of this 730-nucleotide messenger RNA. RefSeq names its product PEBP (phosphatidylethanolamine-binding protein) family protein (gene FT). NCBI's taxonomy places the organism in Eukaryota, Viridiplantae, Streptophyta, Magnoliopsida, Cucurbitales, Cucurbitaceae. The record is from RefSeq and is a predicted model, not a curated record.